Messenger RNA from Amoebophrya sp. A120, 6393 nucleotides. The record is from the annotation of a GenBank genome assembly. NCBI's taxonomy places the organism in Eukaryota, Dinophyceae, Syndiniales, Amoebophryaceae.
AGUUUCUCGUUUGAAAAUGUGUCUAGGAGAAGAAGUGCGAGCGAAAACGGAAUACAAUAGCACAGUUGUCAAGGUCGUUUUUACAUCACAGGACUUCUAAAAGUCAUGGAACAAUUCGGUGGGUCCUCCGGCUCCAGGGCGACAACAAAGAAAACCGUGACCCUCGGCACCAGCAGCCACAAGAGCCCCAUAUUCUCAAAUGCCUCCUCGCAGCAAUCAUCCGCGAGAGGUGGACCACCACAACUACACCACGCCCACUUUCCUGCCGGCGGUACUACGACAGCCGCGUCUUCUAACACCAGCAGCGCUCGAGGUGGUGGAAUGAAGAUGAGCAGUAAUUUCCCCCCCUCUUCGUCUUCCUCCCACCAGCACCAUGACAACAACACCACCAACCACUCCCACUCCUCCACCCGUCCCGCGCUGUUCACCGCCACCGUCUCCCGGAAGCGCGCGGAACAGGAUGCGGUCUUGUUGCAGAACCGGAUCCAGCUGCUAAGAUUGGAGGAGGAGAAAGCGAUUCAAAAGACGAAGGAAACCGAGAAAAAGGCGGUGGACAUUCUGAACCUGCGGCUGCGGAACCAGAUAUGACGGUGCACAACCCCCCCUGCUGCUCCCCCUCAUUUGUCAUGCAAAAUAAGUACUUAAUCCGCCCUUUGCCUGUUACCACUGCUUGCAUGACAAGUUAUGCUAGCCCAAAUAGCACUAUACUCUAGUGCAAAUUUGUCAUGUAAAACCGGCAUCGUUGCUGGUGCUUGUAUUGCCGUUCAUGCAAUACAAAUGAGGGGGAGGGGGAGUUGUGCAUUGUUAUACCAGAAACGGUUGGACGAGAAGAACGAAAUCGAGACUGAGGAACGGAUAUGCACUGCAAACAAUGUAUUGGUCUGGAAAGUUGUGAUGCUAAUGUUGGAAUGAUGCGAAACCUGUAUUACGGGGCCGCGCAUGACAAGUUUCUGAGCCAGCGGCUAUGUCUAGCGCCAACCGCAUGACAAAGCGCCUUUUUGCAUGACAACGAAGUGGCACUGUAGCACAACAAGCAUGGCAGACUUUUCAAACUUGUCGGCCAAGCAUCACAAACUUGCAUUCUUCCAGACCGCCCAGACAUAUUUGCAGUGGAUAACGAAAGACGAAGGAAUACCAGAAGUCGCUCGUGCAAAAACGGAAGGAGGAGAACGUGAAAAAUAAUAGCAAAGCGGUCGGGCAGGAUCUGCAGCGCAAGAAGCAGGACUACUUACGAUCCGUGGAAGAACGGAAACGAGCGGAGCUUGUGCGAAAGCAGGACGCGGAACAGUACAGACUGGAAGCGGAGGAGACGCGACAGAGAGUCAGGAGGGAGCGGUAGGAAGAUGUUGCUAGAUUCUUUUGCGGCUGUGUACCUUCAAUGUGCAUGACAAAGAUCUCACUGAUCCAACAGCAUGAAGAUGAUGAUGAUGAUGAUAAAGUGCAAUACAAAUCCACAGAAGAACUACACUUUCAGGUUGAUGAGCCAAACGAGACAGCAGCAGGCUUUGGACGCGAAGAAGGGCAUUGGCGCUAUGGAAUGCCAUGAAAUUGCCAAUGAUCUUCCACCGUCUGAAAUUAUUGAAGAUGUUUGGCAUAGUACAUGAGUCGAUGUCAAUCGCACCUCCAGCCAUAAAGAUCAAUGAUGACAAGUUUAUUUCGGUUCUUGCGCUCUGUACUGGGAGACCCACUCGCGAUCGCCAUUCAUCCUCGCUUCAAGCAUGAUAAUGCCGCAUCUUCAGGAAAAGUUCAGUCGCGUGAGCAUCACUGGCAUAGAAAUUUUUACGGCCGAUAAGCUCGAAGAUCUUUCAAGAAAAACUCGAACGUGAAUUGGAAAUGAAAAAACAGAAAGAGGACUUGAUUCGAGGUACUUUUUACUCUGAUGCUUUAUUUUCAUGUGUGAAUGAUACAUGUAAAGCAGAACAACAACAAUCUUUGUCAUGCGUUGCAUCAAAUCCCAUGUCAAUUGUGUGGCAGCUGUGUAGCUGCUACACGCGAUCUUCAGCAAAAGGCACCCAAGAAGCGAAAUUCUUGACGAUCGCAACAACAACAACAAAAAAAUCCGCACCGCUUUUUCGUCCUGCCGGGAUUUUUGGUCGGCUCGGUCGUUCCUGCUAGAAACAACAUGAUCAGAGAUAUAGAUCAUGCCAAGAACAUCUUCCCCCACUAAUCGUGAUCGAGGACGAGGAGAUCUGAUCAGUAAAAUCGGUUCGUCGAGGAGAUGCAGCUCUUCCUACUUCGCCUUCCAAGGAUGCUGUUGACCACGCCGGAAAAGUACUAGUAGAGCGAGGUUGCUUUUCUUCUUCACGACUACCAAGGACGGCGAAAAGUUGCACGUACGACCUGCCAGGAAAGAACCGCAACACUCCACUCAGGAAGCGCCAUCAGGACGAGCGGUCGUGAUCACGGGAAAAAGAGGCCGCUUCAGGAAUCCCAUCAACCCUCCAGCAACAUCUUCACAACCUCAGGAACAUCAAAAGGACAACUCAAACUCAGGAAUUAUGUGGAAGCACGACAGGCAGCGGGACGACCAUGCAGAUAUAUAUUCACCAGGAUCAGAAAUGCAGCCUGCUCCGUUGUGCAUCCACAUCUUGCUACGUACGACCUACUCGGGAUGAAACGUUGCGAACCCGAACGGGCGACCUUGAUACAAAUAGUGGCCGCGUGACCAAAAGUGAUCACAAUCCUCGUCCACGAAAAUUAAUAACGAGGAGAUCUUCACAUUGAUUAUUGCACGAAGAUGAUUUAUUUUGUUCGGUUCGUAUGAAACAAAAGCAAAACAGCACCACGACUCAAAUGAAAAUUUACAGCGAUGGAGCGCGAAGAGCUUUCCCUGAUCAAGAAGUUGCAGGAGACCCAACAGCGACAGCAGGCUGCGUACGAAGUUCUGGAGGACAUCGUGAGCCAGCCACAGUCACGGAUGAGCUCUUCUCGGUCGGAUUUCAAGACAGAUCGCGGGGGAUCUGGUGACCAUGGAGGAGGUUCUUCAACGGGCGUGAACGUGAAGCCUCAACAUAGCGGCUUGACUUCCAAACCUGGCGGCGAAAGUUACACGCGGUCCAGCAGCAAGGGCGUGGUCGAGCAGGAGAUUCUGGACAAACUCAGUAAGAUCCGGUCGCAGAGCAGCAGUCACUCCAUCGCCGAAGAAAGCGGGUUUGAGGCGGCAACGCCCAUGAUGCAGCUAGGCGGGGCAGCCACAGACAACUACAACCUGCUGUCGGGGCAGACCCCGAAUUUCUCCGACGCAGGGGACUAUUACAACAGGUAUUUUAGCUGUGGUUUGAGCGACGUUUUCUUUUUUGUGAGAGAUGUUGAGAGGAGAACAAGGAGAGGAUUCCGAUUUUUGAAAGAUAGUUUUCAUCGAUUCAGAGUCUCUCGGUAGAUGCAUGAUUCUGGCACUGACGUUAUCAAGAGCAGUCAUAAGUGACACGAUCGAGGAAGGACGUCGGUUUGGAACCACUACAUAAAAAGUAAUUGCAGUGCUUAACAAGAAUAGCACUGAGAGUGAUUGAAGAUUCGGAUUCCUUUUCACAAUAUAUCACGAGAACCCCCAUCAAACUUCUCUCACAGUUACACACCUCCUUCUGGCAACAUCAACCUCCUCGACCCCGGCGCGGGUAACGCUGCUGCUGCUGCUGAGACGCGAAAAACACCAGCGGAUCUUCACGCUGCAAGAAAGCUGGAAUUGCCGCUGCCGAAACACCCGGAAAUUGUGACGAAUCCAACAACAUCGGUCAAUGACUCGGAGGCCAGUAGUUCUCAAAACAUCAACUCUGCAAUUCUAGGACAAGAUCAGAGUGUGACAGACGUACAACUAGAGGAGGGAACGAGAAACAACAAGAUAAAAAGUCGGUUUGAUGAAACCUUUUCGGACAACGACGUUGCUGAUGCUGAUGACGUUGGCCAUGGCCAGUUGUUUGGUCUAGAGGAGGGCGAGCAGGAGAAGAUGACUUACCUCACGUCCGACGGCCAAAGGAUCCAGAUUGACACUGGCCCGGAGCUGCUGGACACGGGUCUGGAAGGAUUAGAGGAGGACUUGCAACUGGCCAUGGACUUGAACCACAAGUGACUGUGACCACAUAUUGCAGCACGACCCCAUAAUGCCGUCUGUGGUCACUCGCUCGUGCUGCCGAAGGAAGUUGUAUUUGGAAGGACCAAAACCGCCGCUGGGCGGCUCAUCUUCAUCUUCACGUGCUCGAGCCUACUUCGCCGUCGAUGUAGUAAAAAACUGUCUGUGAGUUGCUGGAUUUCCAAACCUAAUGAGAGAGCGAGUAGAGCAGGUAUCUUCGUCGAGAAGAAUGUCACAAAUUCAAGCAAGUGUCGAUGACAAAUCUGUUGUAUGUGGUUUCAAAGUUUCACAGAGGACAAUAUUGAUUCAUCUAUAUUUCACAGUUUCUCUCGUAUACAGUAAAUCGGUUUUUCACCGUCCUGCCCUAGUUCUCGCCGCGAGAAUGCCUCAGUAAGUCGCGAGAAAGCUCAGUAGUGCUAGAGCUAGACGCCUUGUGUAGAUGCUCGGCAAGAAGCAACUACAAAGGGACUGGGUCGCACUAUUAGGCUAGGAAAGGACGAAAAGCGAAGCGAAAGAUAGUGCCUAGAUUGUUGCAAGAUUCGAGGACCGCGCCGGAUUACAGCGCAACCCGUCGAAUUUGCUGACAGCAGGACUACGCCCAAAGACUGGGAAAAGCUUACGCAGACAAAGAAGAACAAGGAGCAGAGCAAGGGCCGUAGAUAUGUUUUUGUAGUAGAGGCAUGAAAACAUAUGGCCACCAGCACCGGAAGCAGACCAGACCAGCAAGGCAGCAAGCACCACCGCGGAAACCGGCGAAGAAGACGAAGAAAGAGGCCCAGCAGUAGUGCUAGGCGCUUGCCAUCGGGCAGGCGGGAACGAAGACGACGCAGCAAAAGGAGAAAUCGCCAGUAGAAGGAGUGCGCGCUCGGGAUCGAGGCGUAGGCGAAAGGAGUAGUAAGAGGGCGAGAGCUCCGCAGCAGUUGCGGACAACGAGCAGGCAAACGAAGAAGGACGCUCGGGGAAGAAAAGUUGAGUUGUGUUAUCAGGAUGUAGAUGUAGACUUAGAUGUAGGCGAGACUAGCUGUGAAAUUAGAACUUCAAUUAGACAGACUGAAUAUAUCAUGCUAGAAGUCAGACUAUAUUUUUUUAGGAUAGGUCUCUCACUCUCUCUCAGUAAUGCUAGCUGGACCACUAUGACGAAGGAAUACACAUCGCGCCAACGUAGAUAGAGAUACUCCACUCAUGGAGUUAUAGAAUUUAGUGGCCUUGUGUUCUCUCGAGUACGAUCCAACGACCACUGCAAAACAGGAUUGGGACUAUUUCCCAACACUAGUUCUCGCCGCGAGAAUGCCUCAGUAAGUCGCUCCGUCACGAGAAUGCCUUGUCAACAGGCAGCACCGUUUUUUUGUGCCCUGAACGCAUUCGCCCCUCGUUUUCUCUAGAACAGGCCCCCUGUUCCAAACAUCUUAUUCAGGAAGUCGGGGCUUCUCGAGAUUUCCUUCAGAAGGGGACAUCCCUUCUUCUGGGCUUUCCGCGUGAUUUCCUUUGGGAAUUCCCUUCUCCUGGGUUUUUCGCAUGACUUCCUUUGCGAAAUCCCUUCUCCAUCUCCUGGGCUUUCCACAUGAUUUCCUUUGGGCAAUCCCCUUUGCUGGGCUUUCCGCGUGAUUUCUUUUGGGAAAUCCCUUCUCCUGGGCUUUCCGCGUGAUUUUCUUUGGGACAUCCCUUUUCCUGGGCUUUCCGCAUUAUUUCCUUUGGGAAAUCGCUUCGUCCAGGUUUUCCGCAUGAUUUCUUUUAGGAAAUCGCUCGCCCCUGGGCUUUCCGCGUUUCUUUAUAGGAAAUCUCUUCCUUAGGAGCCGGCCGCUGAUCUCCGCGUUAGCACGUAGUGGAGGCAAGCUCCUUCUGAUCUUCACUGCGAAACAGAGCGGAGACGAGCUCGGUGGCUAAGGUUUGGGUGGGAUAGGGUCUGUGAUAAGUAUCGGGGUUUCUCCUUUGAUAUGGAUCAGAGGGUCCGCGAUGUCGGACUUUUCUCCUUUGAUAUGGAUCAGACGACUUUUCUCCUUUGAUAUGGAUCAAAGGAGAAAAGUCCGGACUUUUCUCCUUGCAAAGGAGAAAAGUCCGCUGGAUUGAUACCAGAGCGAGCAGCUCCUGGUCCAAGUCCUUCUGUUUUUUUUUUUGAUUGGACAGUUGCCAUUCGGGCACUGGGCUGGAUCUGCCUUGGACCUGGACACCAGGAAGGGGUACGUCUGCAUUAAGCCGAAGCUGUAGAUGCAAGAGCAGAAGUUUUUCUUUUUUCAGCAUGGCUCUGUGCAUGACAAGAUCAUUUGGUAUCCAUUUUACCUAAGUGCCGUCCUGCCCUAGUUCUCGCCGCGAGAAUGCCUUGUCAACAA